This is a messenger RNA of Bufo bufo (common toad), 2388 nucleotides long. RefSeq names its product protocadherin gamma-B5-like. NCBI's taxonomy places the organism in Eukaryota, Metazoa, Chordata, Amphibia, Anura, Bufonidae. The record is from RefSeq and is a predicted model, not a curated record. Gene Ontology annotation, cellular component: plasma membrane. Gene Ontology annotation, molecular function: calcium ion binding. The transcript has a single exon. The coding region runs from base 1 to 2388 and encodes 795 amino acids. Gene Ontology annotation, biological process: homophilic cell-cell adhesion.
AUGGCGUGGCAAGUACUAUUUUUCUACUUUUCUUUAUUUUCUAUUGCUGCCUCUAAUGAAUUCCACUACUCAAUUCUAGAAGAGCUGAAGCUGAAUUCUGUUGUUGGGAAUGUUGCAGAAGAUUUGGGAUUGAAUAGCAGUAAUCUCAAAAUGAGGAAUUUAAGGAUUAUUUCCCAACACAAUAGAAAUUAUUUCAAUAUCAGCAUAGAAAAUGGCAAUUUAUAUGUCAUUGACCGAAUAGACAGGGAGGCGAUAUGUGGGUCAGAGCAGAACUGCAUUCUAAAUCUUGAAAUAUUAGCAGAAAAUCCAGUAACUGUUUACUCUGUUAAAGUUGAAAUCCAAGAUAUAAAUGAUAACCCACCAAGUUUUUUUAAAGAUAUUUUUAGUAUUGGAAUUAGUGAAUUUGCUUUGCCUGGAACACAGUUUGUCCUUGGGAAUGCAAGAGAUCCAGAUUUAGGCACCAAUUCUUUGCAGAGUUAUAAUUUAAGCCCUAACCCAUAUUUCUCCUUGGUCGAAAUAUCUGAGUCAGAAAAUCAGUCUCCAAAAGUUAUCUUAGUACAACCUCUAGACCGGGAGAUGCAACAAGAAUAUGAAUUAAUUUUAACUGCAAAUGAUGGCGGCAAACCAAUGAAAACUGGAACUUUAGUUAUCAAGAUUUUUGUUCAGGAUGUAAAUGAUAAUUAUCCAAUAUUUAGUCAAAAAAAGUAUAAACUCGACUUAGAAGAAAACUUACCCAUUGGUUAUAUAGUUUUACAAUUGAAUGCAAGUGAUAAAGAUGAAGGACCCAAUGCAGAAAUAUCAUAUUUAUUUAGUCAUAUGUCUGAGAAUGCUCAACAAGUCUUCACCAUUAAUUCGCAAACUGGUGUCAUUAACACAAUAGGAAGACUGGACUAUGAAGAAACUCCGACUUUUGAGAUGACUGUAGAAGCAGCUGAUGGUGGAGGCCUAGUAACACAAUGUUCUGUCUUCAUACAAGUUGUGGAUCUUAAUGACAAUGCACCUGAGAUAACAAUUGCAUCACUGUUUACGCCAAUUCCAGAGAAUUCUGCACCUGGGACUCUUAUAGCAUUAAUUAAUGUAAAGGAUUUGGAUUCUGGGAAAUAUGGAGAAGUGAACUGCCAAAUAAUAUAUAUAAAGCCACUUAAAUUAAUUCCAUCAUCCAAUAAUUAUUACAAGCUUAUAACUAUAGGUCCACUUGACAGAGAAACAACCCCAGAAUAUAACCUCACAAUCAUAGCAGAAGAUGAAGGCUCUCCUCCAAUGGUAACUAAAAAAACUGUUCAUAUUACUGUGUCAGAUAUGAAUGACAAUGCACCAGUUUUUGGAAAAUCCCUUUAUACUUAUUAUGUUCUAGAGGAUACCCCAGCUGGCACAUCAAUACAGGAUGUCCAUGUGUCUGACCUGGAUGAAAAUGAGAAUGCUAGAGUCACAUAUUCUAUCAUUAAUGGAAAAAUUUAUGACAUUCCAGUCUCCUCAUAUGUUUCCAUUAACUCAAUGACUGGAGUUCUUUAUGCCCAGAGAUCUUUUGACUAUGAACAGUUGCAGGAAUUUCAGUUCCAGGUGAUGGCUAAAGACAGCGGAUCUCCUCCUCUAAGCAGUAAUGUCACAGUGAGGAUAUGUAUCAUUGAUAAGAAUGAUAAUGCUCCUAAGAUUCUCUAUCCAUCACCAGACACGGAGGGAUCAGCCUUAUUUGAGUUUAUUCCUCACUCUGCUGAGAAAGGUUAUCUAGUCACCAAAGUUAUUGCAGUGGAUGCUGACUCUGGACACAAUGCCUGGCUCUCCUAUCACCUGAUUCAGGUUCCUGAUCCAUCUAUAUUCACCAUUGGCCAAUACACUGGUGAAAUCAGGAUCGGAAGAGAUCUUCCAGAUAUGGAGUUCUUGAGACAAAAACUUAUGGUCCUGGUUAAGGAUAAUGGAAUUCCAUCUCUGUCAUCUACAGUCAUUUUGAACUUGGUGGUGGCUCAGAAUUUUCAACAAGUUGCUCCAGAAAUAAGACACCAACCCAAUAACUCAUCAACUGCAUCUUAUGCAACAUUCUACCUUGUCAUAUCUAUAGCCCUCAUCUCUGUGUUGUUUAUUGUGAUAGUGCUGAUCACAGUCAUCUUUAAGUGCAAGAAAACAUAUAGUUCAACAUCUUUUGAUGCUUUAAGCAGAAAUGUGUAUCCUCAGUUUACGCUGGGAUAUCCUUCUGAGAUCAGUGAUGCAAGUUUACCUUUCCCAUUCUCAUACGAUGUGUGUGUGACUCUGGACUCAAAGCAGAAUGAAAUUGCUUAUCUGAAACCAGUGCAAAGCGUCCCCACAGACAAUCUCAUAGAUACUGAAAUUGUGGCUCCUGCAAUUGAUUCAAUAAAUGACAGCUCAUCAGCAAGCAACAAUGUUGAGGUAUGA